Messenger RNA from Vitis riparia (riverbank grape), 1815 nucleotides. RefSeq lists its product as uncharacterized. NCBI's taxonomy places the organism in Eukaryota, Viridiplantae, Streptophyta, Magnoliopsida, Vitales, Vitaceae. The transcript has 4 exons. The coding region runs from base 128 to 1618 and encodes 496 amino acids. The record is from RefSeq and is a predicted model, not a curated record.
UUGGACUCAACCAAGCUCAAUCCAAGGCCUGUUCAGGCCCAAUACAAGCCCGCCUCUCUGGCGAUUCAAAUGGAGAGGGGGAGAGAGUUGCAGAGAAACGAGGGUUUGGUGUAGACUGUAGAGGGAGAUGGCGAAGAACGAAGCGAAAGCGAAAUCUGGGAGGAAGCCAUUCAGGGACAUAUCCAACGGUGGAAAAUCUUCGAAACCUCUCAAGAAGAAAGUUCCCCAAAAUGACGAAAGUGCCCUUGAUCGUCUUCUUCUUGUUCACUCUGAUCUAUCCACUUUCAUUCAUCAGAUUGAUGAACUUGUUGUGCAAGCACUGAAUCUUAAAACAAGCAGCGAAGAGGGUUGGGAAGAAAUCGAAUCUUUCACACAUGUUUUGUCUGAAAUGCUUUCCUCUUUAAAGCCAUGGGCUCCUAGAUUCCAGAAGGCACUCUCACUUCCUUCUGUAAAAUCCGAGAAUCAGUUGGGACAGUCUUCACUGAGUGAAACUGCUGGUAUAAAUGAGUGUGAAACCAAUGUAGUUGACAGUCCUCGUCCAAGCAAGGUGGAAUCACUAGUAUCGCCUUCUCCCCUGGUUUCUUGGCGUGGGGACUGUACUAUUGAGAGAGGAAGACAACUGUUUAUGCUCACACCUUUGCCUAUGCCAAAAGUACUAUCUUCCAAACGGCAGGGCUUAACUAAGUCAUUAUUUGAAAGGGUUAGUUCUAGCACUACAAUUACACUACCAUCUCUUCUUGCUGAUUCUGGAGAUACAAAUCAUGAAAUGCUUGAAGGUGUAGCAAUAAAGCCAACUCCAAGUAAACCCUCUGGUGCUGUUGCAACCAAAACAGGAAGCACUUUCGAGUGUGGGGUUGUUUCUACACCGAUAUUUGGAAAGAGAGAUGGUUCUGUGCUUGUUAUGACACCACGCCUGAAGAUGUCACCUCCUAGAUCUUGUGUUUUGCUUGAACCAAUAUCUGAGUCUUAUCACCAAGAAAAUGAUAAGUAUAAGAUCCGUAAGUCAACCCCAUUUCCUGUUGGAGUUCAAAAUUUUGGUGGAUCAGAGUCACCUGAUUCUUCAAGCAAUGAAGCUCCUGAGAAUCUGGCUUUAAAAUAUCCAGAGCUUUUCGGAAUACAAUUGACUCAUAAAAUAGGCAUUGGAAAGAAAGAGGUAGAAGAAUCACCAGAUUGGUUUAUGUCACCUCUCAAAACUUGUGUUUUAAUGGAUCCUUCCAAUGAGAAAUCACUGAAAAGUAUUGCUCCUGGUUGCCCAUUGCCAAGAACUGCCAGUGUCCUAGAUCAGAAAACACACCUGCCUUCAGGAAAAGAAAAUGAUGUUCAAGGUGGUUGUCAUCUGACUAACAAAUCUGGUAACCAAGAACUCCUUGGUAGCAGCUUAGCACUAGUGGAAAGCACUCCCUUGUGGAAGGAGCCAGAGAGCACAAUUCGGAUGGGCAAGCGUCCUGGGGAGAAUACUCUAAAAAAGGAGCUGUGGACAAAGUUUGAAGCAGCAUCUACUAAUGGGCUUCAUUUAAACGGCUCUGUCUUUGAAGAAACUACCGAAAAGGGAUUCCUUGAGAGAUUGGACGAGGCUUGGUGCGAUGAGGUUGGCUCAUCAGCUGAGGGUUUGAGAUAACUCUACUCUCCAUGUUGAAAUACAUUUUUGUAAAUGGUGAUAUGUUUUGUCACUUUGUGGAAGUGUUCAAAGCCUGAGUAAGCCCUUUGUUGUAUUCCUGUUGCAUUACUACCAUCUAUAUUUCUUGUAUCUUGGGAUGCUUAAGGAACAUAUAUGCAUCUCCUUCAUAAAUUCAAAAUUUUGUUUCUUGCUGCUCA